Owenia fusiformis is the source of this 2371-nucleotide messenger RNA. Lineage: Eukaryota; Metazoa; Annelida; Polychaeta; Sabellida; Oweniidae. The record is from the annotation of a GenBank genome assembly.
GUGUAUCGUACUGAACUGAUUAUAAAGUGAUUGUUGAAGAUAUAGAAGUAUACAGUAGGGUUAUAUGUCACAUGUUGGCCUCAUUUGUCAUCCAGACCUAUGCACUUCUUAUCUUUUCAACUUAUAACUUUCAAUACGAUCUAACAAGCUGACCAAAGAAAAUCCAGGGCACACCAAUGAAAAGAUGGAAUAUGUAGAAGCAUAUGAUUCAAUUAUUCAACCUAUCAAGGAGCCACUGACAAAAAGCUACAUCAAAACUUCAACAUCUGACCCACCAGACACUAAAACGGCAUUAGAUUACCUGAGAGAACAGCGGAAUAAUGAAAAUGAGGCUAUAGUAUUCAUGGACUCGGAUGGUAACCGAAAAGAUGUCUUGUCAUUCAAUGAUUGGGUUGAGUCCUCAGAAGACCUUGCGGUAUCACUAUCCAAGAUUGGCUUAAGUUCUGGAGAUUUUAUAGGAAUCCUUGCACCUAACUGCCAUGAGCUUAUAUGCUCUCUAGGAGCUGCCAUUAAUUUGGCAGCCGUACCUGUUUUUCUGAGCUUCAACCUUGUCAGUGGUGAAGACCUCAUUGAACAUGUGAACGAAUGCAACAUCAAGGCUGUAAUAGUUGACAUCAGUGAAGGCCCUAAGAAGGACAUUGUCAUGAGAGUGUUUGCUAAAGUUCUUAGGGGUGAAAUUGAUGAUGACAUGCCAGCAUUGAGACACGUGAUUGUCAUUACUGAUGAUGCUACACCCGAUGGUGCAAUUACCUACAAUUCACUAAGUGAUAAAAAGUCUGUCGAAGAUAAAGUUCAAAUUGCAGAUUUAACCAAAACAAUCACCAUUGAUUCACCUUUAUGCGUGACAUUAACAUCAGGCAGUACAGGGAAGCCUAAAUACUGCCUUCUACCACACAGAGAAUUAUUAACACCCGUCAAAUACAUAGGUCAAAGAAUUGGACUUGUUAAACGUGAUCGUCUAUUUUUGGACCGCCCCAUGACUUGGAUAGGAGGCAUACUAGGCAUAAUGCUGCCAUUAGUACUUGAAACUACAACUGUUACAGUUAAUGCGAAAUACACUGCUGCAAAAUCGUGGGCUGCAGAAAAGAUCCUUGGGAUAAUACAGAAAGAGAGGUUAACAAUGGCUGGUAUGCUGCCAUAUAUGAUGUUUGACAUACUGGAUUUAGAUGAUGAGAAUUUCUCCAAAUUUGACCUGUCAACAUGGAAGAUCACUGGGACUGGAGGACAACGAGUUGACCCAAAAAUGGUAGAAGAUUUCAAACUAAGAACAAGGACAAAUAUAAGUAUAGUUUAUGGAGCUACCGAAGCUAAUACUGUGACAUGCAUGUUUCCUAAAGGAGAUUUCACAAAGCAGCAUCUCACUGUGGGGUAUCCGAUACCAAACAUUGAGAUUUCCAUUCAGGCACCAGAUGGUUCAAUUCCCGCCGUGAACACGCCUGGGGAAAUAUGUAUUCGUGGCUAUCCUGUCUUUCUUGGAUACCUGAACAAUGAAGCCGCAACAAGUGAAGUUAUUGAUAAUGAAGGCUGGUGUCACACAGGUGAUAUAGGUACGAUGACACCUUAUGGGUAUAUCACGAUAGCUGGGAGACUGAAAGAGUUCAUCAAGCGUGGCACAGUUAUUGUCCAACCUUCUACCAUUGAAAAAGAGAUUGCGAAUCACCCCGAUGUUCACCAAGUACAGGUCGUUGGGGUGCCUGACCCUCGUCUGCAUGAAGAAUUGUGUGCAUGUAUCAUAACACACACUGGACGGGAACUCACAGGAAAUGAUAUGAAGGUAUGGUGUGCUUCCAUAUUUGGAGACAUAACAGCAGAUGGCCUGAGCAAUGCCCCCAGGUAUUUUAUUAUCAUGGACGAAUUCCCACUGACCACAAGUGGAAAAAUUGACAGAGUUGUAUUAAAAGCUGAGGCCAAGAAACAUCUGAACCUAUAAACAUUUUAGUAAAGAGUACUGUACAGUAGUGUCUAACAACACUAACAACACAUAGGAUAGUACUAUAUUUUUAGAUAUUGAAACAUCAUAUGACCCAAUAUUGAGAUAAUUCAAUUUAAUCAUACAAAUACAAACGAAACAUUUGGACUUAUAAACAUAAUAUAGUUGCAAUCGUUGCAUAUUAUAAGUAAUUACAGAUAUUGUAUAACCAAUAUAACAUCAAUUUUAUAUCAUAAAAUCUAUAACAUUCAUAUGUGUUCAUUAUGCCAAAGCCACAUGGUGCCACAAUAAAAUAGCAAUAUCAAUCAAGAAUAGAUAUUUCCAUAAUUACCUUGAAUGAUGAGUGUGAUGAGCUUGGUGUCAUUCCCCGCAAUGUUACUUGCGAUGCACUCGUACACCCCUGCGUCAUCCACAUAUGUCUGAUCUAUCCUUAGACCCCCU